AUGAGUGAAUUACUGGAAAACCAGCUCUCGCUGCUACGCUCCGUAGCUAAAGCAGUGGACAAUUUUAAGAAAAUCGGUCGGAAUAACCUCAUUCCAGCCAAGAUACAAGCUCGAAUGACGUUACUCAAAAAUACCUGGAGUAAGUGUCUUGAAGGGCACAGCUUUUUGCUGAAACGUUACCCGGAAUCCAAGCGUGACCUCAUCGCCUACUUCCAAGAGGAACAGAGGGAUCAAUACGAGGAAAUCUACCAGGAAGCGUUUUUUUUCAUGUCUGAAUGUUUGGAGGAGUUCGAACCUUGCGUAAGUCCGCUCCAAUCUAGCGACCGAUCUGUAUUUCACAUACAACCGGAAUCCACGCUGUCGUUGAAGCAUUUGCCGCCGAUACGAUUACCUCCGUUCUCCGGUAAAGCCGACGAGUGGGAGAAUUUUCGCAAUAGAUUUACUGCGUUAAUUAUUCAAAAUAACGAACUAUCCGAUUUUGCUCGCAUGCAUUUUCUAGUAUCAAGUUUAAACGAUAGAGCUCGCGACGUUGUUGCCGGUACUCCUGUAACCGCUGAUAAUUUCGCCGUCGCAUGGAAAGCGUUAACCUCUCGUUUCGAAAAUAAACGUAAACUCAUCGAGAUCCAUGUUGCGGAAUUAUAUAAUUUACCUCCCGUCAACCGAAAGUCUUCCGCAGAAUUGCACGCUUUACGAGACAAAACCGAUAGAGCGCUCUCAGCAUUAAAACGUUUAAACCGCACACAAGAUGAGAUCCUUAAUGACAUUCUCGUUUACUUUGUAUCGCUCAAGCUUGACCCCGACACUUGUCGCGCCUGGAAACUCAAAACCGGAUCGGAAUCGACGCCGUCGAAUUAUGACGAUUUAAUUAACUUGAUUUCAUCGCGCGCGCUCGCACUUGAAGAAUUAUCGCCUUCCGUCGCCAAUAAAAGUCGUCCAACUGUAAAAGCAAAUAAUGCGACCCUCUCUAAUCAGUCUCCCGGUCAAUGUACAUUAUGUAAAAAACCGCAUUCUUUCAAUAAGUGUCCGCAAUUCUUAAACAAGAGUCCGAGUCAACGACACGAAUUAAUUAAAAAUUCAAACCGAUGUUUCAACUGUCUUGGCAUCAAGCAUUCAAUCCAAGAAUGCAAAAGCAAAUUUAAAUAUCGUACAUGUCAAAAGAAACAUCAUUUUCUCUUGCACCUUGACUCGAUCUAUCGAUAA
This is a messenger RNA of Camponotus floridanus (Florida carpenter ant), 1200 nucleotides long. RefSeq lists its product as uncharacterized. The record is from RefSeq and is a predicted model, not a curated record. The transcript has a single exon. Bases 1 to 1200 code for a protein of 399 amino acids. Lineage: Eukaryota; Metazoa; Arthropoda; Insecta; Hymenoptera; Formicidae.